AUGGCGACCUUUUCAAAUCCAGGAAAGAAAGUCAUCAAGCCUUCCUACCUCGCCCACAUCGUCCUCAAAACCCAGCCCGCGCAAUUCGAAAAAAUGGUCAGCUACUACAAAACCUUCCUCUCAGCAGACGCUCGCUAUGAAGCCGGCCCUCUUGCCUUCCUCUCAUACGACGACGAGCACCACCGAAUCGCCAUCAUCGCAAUGCCCGAUAUCAAGCCCCGUGAUCCAAAAGCAGCUGGGCUUCUCCACUUCGCAUUCACGUUCAACUCACUGCACGACUUGGCGCUUGCAUAUAAACAGCGUCAAGCGAAUGGUAUCGAACCGUAUUGGUGUGUGAAUCAUGGCCCGACGACGAGCAUGUAUUAUCAUGAUCCUGAUGGGAAUGAUAUCGAGACUGAGGUUGAGAAUUUUGCGACCCUGGAUGAGGCGGAUAGGUUCAUGAGGAGUAAAGAAUUUGCGGAGAAUCCGAUUGGUGCUGAUUUUGAUCCGGAGGAAUUUGUGAAGAGGUUGGAGGAUGGUGAGGAUGAAGCGAUUAUUAAGAAGAGAGUGGAUGUUGGGCCGAGGGGUGUUCCUGACCUUUGA
Molecule: messenger RNA, 582 nt
Organism: Cadophora gregata
Lineage: Eukaryota; Fungi; Ascomycota; Leotiomycetes; Helotiales; Ploettnerulaceae
Exons: 1
Coding region: 1-582 (193 amino acids)
Source: RefSeq, a predicted model, not a curated record